Messenger RNA from Fragaria vesca subsp. vesca, 2106 nucleotides. RefSeq lists its product as uncharacterized. Gene Ontology annotation, biological process: proteolysis. The record is from RefSeq and is a predicted model, not a curated record. The coding region runs from base 1 to 2106 and encodes 701 amino acids. Gene Ontology annotation, molecular function: aspartic-type endopeptidase activity. NCBI's taxonomy places the organism in Eukaryota, Viridiplantae, Streptophyta, Magnoliopsida, Rosales, Rosaceae. The transcript has 2 exons.
AUGUCUCAACAGACAGGCACCCCGGUGAGAACGAACCAUAGGACCGUGCAUAUAGGAACGAAUUUGUUCCCGGACGAAAUGCAGGAUGAGGGACUGUCGCCCUUACCCGAGUCGAUCCCGCAAGUCCAAGUUGGAAGGCAGGGAGAGAUGGAAGAAACCCUGAGAGCUAUCCGGGAUAGUGUGGCGAGUUUGGCUGACCGAAUCUCGAACGCCGAGAGAAGGGGGGCGCAUAACCCAACUCGCGCGAGUUUCGAAGAAAGAAGGGGACCGUUCACAAGAGCGAUCAUCCGGUCCGUCCGGCCAAGCGCAGCCAAGCCGCUCAAACUGAGUUACAAUGGGGAUCGAGACCCCCAUCUCUUCCUCGAUAGUUUCAAGUCUCACAUGAAAGCUAAAGGGUACUCGGAUGCAAUAUGCUGCAAUAUGUUCCAGGAGACAUUAGAAGGGGAAGCACUGAGUUGGUUCUACAAGCUCCCAUCAAACUUGAUCGAUUGCUUCCGAGAACUGGCGGACAAGUUCGUCAAUAGAUUCAUUUUACGAACGGAUGGGCAGAAUACCGCCCAGUUGUUCAAGGUGAAGCAAGAUAGGGGUGAGGGAUUGAAAGCUUUCGUGAAUCGAUGGCAAGGUGCCAUGGCCAGAGUUAGGAAUUUUGACAAGAAGGUUGCAGAGGAAGCAUUCAUUCAAGGACUGCUUCUUGGAAAAUUUAUAGACCUCGACCGGGAAGAUGAAGGUCGGAGAGCAAGGAGGAGGAUCGCCUGUACAAGUGGUCUAGGAGAUAAGGGCCUGGACGGGGAGCAAGAGCCGAACUCGCACCCAGCUGGAAAGAGGCACAAAGGAAAAAGCUGGGGGAAGGCAGGGAAGCAGCAUAACGCACAAGGAAAGACAAAAGGGCCUUACCAAGAUACCGGGUACGCGAGGACGGCACCGGCAAGCAAUGAGCACUUCUUGGUGCUCAACGCCACCUACGAGGUGAUAUGGAAUGAGAAUAAGUCCGCCAUCCCGCCUCCCCCUACCCGAAAGUUCCCCCCAUCCCGACUCACCAAGGAAGACACCGGAAAAUUUUGUGGGUAUCACGGGGAAGCAAGCCAUAACAUUAACAGCUGCAUAGAAUUGAAAAAGGCAGUAGAGCGCUGGAUACAAGAAGAAAAACUGCAGCAGUAUGUGCCUUGGUCGAGACAUGUGGGGGCAAUUGAAGUAUAUGAGACAAUCAACACCAUCCAUGGCGGGUCCCGUAUAGAUAAUAGAAGCAACAAGACAAAAAAGCAGUGUACAGGAUCCAGGGAUGGCCGGGAGGUCUUUGCCUUUGGGAGUAGCAGUAAUCAGCAAGUGACAACAGGUUGGAAGUCCGUUACCUUCCUAGAAGAGGAAAAGGAGGGGAUAAGGCCACACGAGGACCCAUUCCUAAUAACAUUGCAACUCGACCAUUAUAUUACAAAGAAGAUCCUGGUUGACACGGGAGCCUCGGUCAACGUGUUGUUCAGGAGUGCCUGGAAAGGACUGCAUCGAGGAAGUAACAAGUUGAUACAAGACCAUGAACCGCUGAUCAGCUUCUCGGGUGAUGUGGUCCAGCCACUAGGAUCGGACAGCUUUGGAGUAAGUAUGGAAGGCCGAGAGGGAAUUGCCAGGGCUACCGUAGAGUUCAUCGUGGUCGAUUGCGAGUCGUCCUAUAACGGGAUCUUGGGAAGGCCCGCGUUGUGGAAGUUGAAGUCUUUUGUUGCCGGCCACAUGUUGAUGAUGAAGGUCCCAACCCCGACCGGAGUCAUUACUAUCUGGGGAGACCAAGCGGUAGCAAGGAGUUGCUAUGCGAUAGACAACGGAAGAAAAAGAUCCGAGGUUCUGUUGGCAAGCCAGGCCAUGGCAUCCCCCUCGGAUCCUUAUGUGGAUCCAAGGGAUGAUACCGACUCAGAUGAGGAGCGUCCGGGGUCGACAGAAGAAACAGAAAUGGUAUCAGUCUCAGAUGAAUUCCCGGAUAGGCAAGUGACCAUCGGGACGGGGCAGGCACCAGGGGUGCGAGCGGCCUUGAAGACCUUUUUGAAGAAAAAUAGUGGGGCAUUCGCUUGGACAUAUAAGGACAUGCCCGGGAUAUCUAGCGGAAUAGUAACACACUAG